AUGCUCUCCAUGUCGGAAUCAUUACUAGGAUACCAGACUGACCUCGCGUCGCAGUUUGGCUACGACCCGCUGAAGGUUCGGGCGUCAGUGUACAAAUGGAACUCUUGGGCCGCUAUCGUCAUCAAUCCGAAUGCCACCGCACUUCUGCAGCAGGCCGUCGAGACUGGAAAUACUUCCUACGACCCGACCGGUGUCGUGCAGAUCAUUUAUCAGACCUUUGCAAGCCAGUUCAUAGCUCAGUUUGGCCCACGCUGGUGGGCCAUGGUCAUGUCCAAUUCAUCUCUCAUACGGGAUAACUUGGGCUUCGGCGGCGGCGGCAGUCAAUCCGGACAUCUCGCCUCUGAUCCGCUUUGGCUUAUCUUCUGGGUCAUGACCAAUGUCAGCACAUUGUCCUACUCGAUGGAUCUCGCACCUGGGUCCUACCACUGGGGUCGCGCGUAG
Molecule: messenger RNA, 441 nt
Organism: Verticillium nonalfalfae
Lineage: Eukaryota; Fungi; Ascomycota; Sordariomycetes; Glomerellales; Plectosphaerellaceae
Exons: 3
Coding region: 1-441 (146 amino acids)
Cellular component (GO): membrane
Source: RefSeq, a predicted model, not a curated record